AUGAAUAUGCCCUUGCAAAGCGAUGGAACGGUCUUCUUCAACGCCACUCUCUUCGCUUUGGUUCGACGCAAUUUACGUAUCAAAGUUCCCGAAGAUGACGAGAAAGAAAAGUCAUUGGAUCAACUGAAUGAGGAGCUUCGAAUCGUGAUCAAGAAGAUAUGGAAGCGAACCAGUCCCAAGCUUCUGGAUCAAAUUCUUCCACCCAAAGAGCUGGACGUAGUGACGGUGGGCAAAUUCUACGCUACCUUUCUCAUUCAAAAUUGGUUCCGUGAAUGGCAGAAGAGAAAAAUGAUUCAAAAGGACACUCGCUAUAUCCCUCAAAUUCUGGCUGGCGAUCGCUCGAUGCCGCAUCAACCGACAAUAGUGGGAUUCCCUCGUCGUUGCUCUUCCGAUCUCACUGGCGACGAUAUCCAACGUAGAAAGGGUGAAAAAACACCUGUAAAGUACAUUCGCUUGUUUAUCUGUGUCAACCUCUUUGUCACGCAAGACAAAUUUUAUCAAGACCAAUCACUCAGAGGUAGAAAUUCCCCCUCUUGCAAGACGGCGAAAGACCAUGUCAACGAGAAGACUGCACUAGACUUGGAGCGCGACGUGAUUCCGGGCGGAGGUAUUCUCGGUCGAACUCUAACAGACUGGACACGGAAGCGAGGCAAGAAACACAUCUCCUCGGGUCAUCGAGAUAUCACUGAGGACGUCAGCGAAUUGCGAAAGCGCCAGUUGCAGGCCGGCGGAGGUGCGGGUGGUGCCGGUGCCAGUGUUGGUGGUGGUGGACCCAAUGGACUGCCACAACCGGGUGGCCAAAUGCCCGCAAUUCAAGUGACUGCCGCCCAUCCCGCGGUCAUUGCAGUAGCCACUCUCGGUGAUAAAAAAAUCAAAACCACAAUUCCGGCACCCAGUGCAGAGGAGAAGGGUGGUGGAGGAAUCAUGGGUCUUAUUCGACGUGGCAGUUCCUACCUACGUCGAAAAGGGGCGGAAGAACAGCAACAAAGGCAAAAGGAGGAGAGGAAAGAGGAUUUGGAAAUCGCUCGAUCGAUGUUUGCUGCUGCUCGCAGAGAAUCCUACUAUGCCCAUCGGGCCGACUAG
Molecule: messenger RNA, 1083 nt
Organism: Echinococcus granulosus
Lineage: Eukaryota; Metazoa; Platyhelminthes; Cestoda; Cyclophyllidea; Taeniidae
Product: Voltage-dependent L-type calcium channel subunit alpha-1C
Exons: 8
Coding region: 1-1083 (360 amino acids)
Biological process (GO): calcium ion import across plasma membrane
Cellular component (GO): voltage-gated calcium channel complex
Molecular function (GO): high voltage-gated calcium channel activity
Source: RefSeq, a predicted model, not a curated record